This is a messenger RNA of Wallemia ichthyophaga EXF-994, 1659 nucleotides long. Its product is annotated as Phosphatidylinositol 4-phosphate 5-kinase its3. Gene Ontology annotation, biological process: phosphatidylinositol metabolic process. The transcript is spliced from 2 exons. The record is from RefSeq and is a predicted model, not a curated record. Lineage: Eukaryota; Fungi; Basidiomycota; Wallemiomycetes; Wallemiales; Wallemiaceae. The coding region runs from base 1 to 1659 and encodes 552 amino acids. Gene Ontology annotation, molecular function: phosphatidylinositol kinase activity.
AUGCAAAUCGAUCAGCAGUGGAAGGAGUGUGAGCACAGAUCAUUUGAACCUCCACCGAGUCCACCCGUUAGCUUGAAUGAACCCUCUAUUGACCACCUCCACCCGUCUUCGGCAGCAAUCACCACCACCAAACCAAAUAUAAAGCAGAAAUCUUUAAAUUCCCUUGUUCCUUCCCCACAGCCUUUAUCUCCUCCACUCUCUUCCACUUCAAACGUUGACGACGAUAUCGCUCUUAGACAGGCUCAAUUGAAGCAAGAACGCGCUGAUAAAGUUAAAGUCGCUCAGCAGGCUCAACAAGCUCAAGAGCAACACGAGUCUCAGGCUAUAAAGAAGCGUCAGUCCUCUGAACAACCCCUCGUUGGCAACUUGAUCGGCGAAGACCACGCAAAUUACGUCCUUAUGUACAAUAUGCUCACUGGUAUACGCAUUGGCGUCUCUCGCUGCCAGGCUAAACUCAGAAAGCCCCUUUCUGACGCUGAUUUCAAAGCAAAGCACAAAUUCAGUUUCGAUAUUAUCGGUAAUGAGCUUACUCCGUCUGCAAAAUACGACUUCAAGUUUAAAGAUUACGCUCCUUGGGUCUUUAGAAGCUUACGUGAUGAUUACUUUCAUCUAGACCCCGCUGAUUACCUACUCUCUCUCACUGCUAAAUAUAUCCUCACUGAACUCGGUAGUCCAGGUAAAUCUGGCUCUUUCUUCUACUUUUCCCGUGAUUUCAAGUACAUAAUCAAAACCGUAUCACAUACCGAACAUAAAUUCCUCCGAUCUAUACUCAAAGAUUAUUAUAAUCACGUAAAGAGCAACCCACACACUCUACUCUCUCGUUUCUACGGUUUACAUCGUGUUAAAUUACCUCGUGGUCGCAAAAUUCACUUUGUUAUCAUGAACAACCUCUUCCCUCCGCAUAGAGAUAUUCAUGAGACUUACGACCUCAAAGGUUCAGCCAUAGGUAGAGAGUAUCCAGAAGAGAAGGCCAGAGAAAAGCCAGGCGCGGUACUAAAAGACAAGAAUUGGGUUAAUCGACAUCGCUCACUUGAGUUAGGACCUGAAAAGCGCGCUCUAUUCCUUACUCAACUCCAAAGAGAUACCAUGUUGCUACAGAAAUUGGGCAUCAUGGAUUAUUCACUCUUGUUGGGUAUUCAUGAUAUGACCAGGGGAAACUCUGAAGGUCGACGCAAGGAGACACUCAAAGUAUACCAGCCUCAACUAGAAGAGCCAGUACCUGAAGAUCAGCCUUUGAACACGGGUAGUACAUCAAUUCAAAGACGAAUGUCAAGCGCUAUCCAUAGAGGCGAAGGUCGUAAUGUCCGUAUGUCUAUUAAACGAACAGAGCCUAAGAAUCUCGACAAGGAUCCAACGCGCGCUUUGAAUAAUGCAGAUAUUGCUGAACGACGUCAUUUCUGGUUCUAUCAAGAUGAAGGAGGGUACAGAGCUACUGAUGAUAACAACGAAGAUUUGAAUAUGAUAUACUACCUUGGUGUAAUAGAUAUCUGUACACCGUACAAUUUCGUCAAACGGAUCGAACAUCGGUGGAAAUCUUUGACGCAUGAAUCACAAAUGAUAUCGGCAGUACCAGCGCAGCAAUAUGGAGAUCGAUUCAUUCAAUUUAUGAAAUCUAUAGUAAGAGGUGCAGACUUGACUCAACGCCCCAAGAUGGAGUAA